UGCUUCAACAAAGUACUGAGUAUACUGAAUACUUAUGUAAAUGUGAUAUUUCCAUUUAUUUGUAAUCAAUUCGCUAAAAUGUCUAAAAAAACUGUUUUUGCUUUUUUUAUUAUGGGGUAUUGUGAUGUCACUAUGGGGUAUUGUGAUGUCAUUAUGUGGUAUUGUGAUGUCAUUAUGGGUUAUUGCGUGUAGAUUGAUGAGGGGAAAAAAGGAUUUAAUUCAUUUUAGAACAAGGCUGUAACGUAACAAUGUGGAAAAGACGAGGGUUCUGAAUAAUUUCUGAAUGUAUAUAGGAGGUUGGAGCAGGGGGCUGCCAUACUAUGACUCCUGUGAAACAGUUGUUGUGGGGGGUUAAGGGCAGGACAGCAGGUAUGGCAUCUCGGAUUUGAUAGCAGCAACCACUCACUUCUUGGGAUUGGAACCCUCCGUUUGCCUCUUAAACGCUAGGCUACCUACCGCCUGUUGAUGGGCAGUAUUGUAGAAAAUAAGGCACUGGACCACAGCCAUAUAUACUGAACAAAAAUAUAAAUGCAGUGUUGUUUCAUGCACUGAAAUAAAAUAUCACAAAUGUUCCAUAUGCACAAAAAGCUUAUUUCUCCCUGUUACAUCCCUGUUAGUGAGCAUUUCUCCUUUGUCAAUAUAAUCCACCCACCUGACAGGUGUGGCAUAUCAAGAAGCUGAAUAAAACAGCACGAUCAUUACACAGGUGCACCUUAUGCCAGGGACAAAAAGGCCACUUUAAAAUAUGCAGUUUUGUCACACAAAAACAAUGCCACAGAUGUCUCAAAUUUUGCCAGAUAAUUAAAAGUUAAGCUGCCUCCAACGUUGUUUUUAGAGAUUAUGGCAAUGAGUGCAACCGGCCUCAGAACAGGCAGACCAUGUGUAACCAUGCCAGCCCCGGACCUCCCUGUGGGAAACAGCUGCAUAUAAACAGCUGCAUAUUUUCAAGAUAUCAUAGUGUCCACUACAAACAGGAAAACAAUAGGCCUAUAGCAAAUGCAACACAUCAUUUUUCACAUGUAAAUAGCACUUUUCAGUAGUGCUCAAAGCAUGUCAUUCCAUGAGGGAAGCAUUUUCUUUUUCAACUCGAAUAAAUGUAAUCAGAUUACGUUAUUGAGUUUGGGUAAUCCAAAAGUUACACUACUGAUUACAAUUUUGGACAGGUAACUAGUAACUGUAACGGAUUACAUUUAGAAAGGAACCCACCCAACCCUGAGCAUACGGUAUAGAUAAUAUCCACAAAGAGAGAAAAACAGACCACAGAAAUAACGCCUUCAGUCAGAAGAAUAAAAAGACAAUGUUAACAACACUCUUAGGAAAGGAAAGUAACCCCAGACCAUUCAUAUUGUGGGUCUCAGAUAAAUACAUAUACUGUACCAUGGACUUAAAGUUGUAAAAUAUGUAAAUAAAGUUUGAUUUGAUUUGAAUGAUGACAUAAUGAUCAAACCUUACAGAGUAUUGUAGGAAAUUCACAGUUCUGCUGUUCAAAGUCUGUUGAAUUUUUCCCUUCAUUAGAAACAGCAAUAUCUGGUCAUUUGAUUUAGGUCAGGCUGAUGUAAUUGAUACAUGAAAUGUAAAACAAUUCCAGAAAAGGUAUCCUUGCAUUUAUCCAAGAGUAUUUCUCAUAAAUUCUGACCUAAUGCUGCUCAUUCAUCAUGUUGAUUUAAUUUUGUAUGGAGUAAUAAUGAACUGUUGACUCCUGAGGAAGAAUAGAUUCUCCCAGAUCAUCCUAUACUUAUGAUAACCACUAUUUGUCUACAUGGAGUCGUCGUUCUCCUUUACUACUGGGCUGCCUUGCACAGUAAAUUCCCAUUCAGCUGGCGGCGCUGUUGUGUUUCUGGGUUCGUCACCAACUAGAACGUCCCAAGAUUCCUUGACUAGAACACGGAAGUAGGAUUGGUAACGAGUUUUUAUUGUUCCUUGUGUGCAGUAAAGAAAGACAUACUUACUAAACUAAAUAGGCUACCCAUCUCUAAUCUUAUUAAAAUGUCUAAACUACAGAUGUUGUGUGUGUUUUUAAAUGAGCGUUUAUCCGCGGCUGCUGUGGAUAUUUUCGGGGCAGUUGAGAAAACGGUAGGAGAGUACCAGGAGGAGAAUGAUCGGCUACGGAGACUGCUGCGGAGGACACCAGAGAUACAACUAUCUAGAAUAGAAUCCCUGCAGCCCUCUGUCUCUGAAGAGGAGGUUCCCCCUGAGCAGCAGCACUGUGAGCAGGAGUGGAGCCCCAGUCUGGGACAGAAGGACCCAGAGACCAAACAGAUUAAAGAGGAACAGGAGGAAGUCAGGACCAGUCAGGAGGAAGAGCAGCUUCAAGGGGUGGAGCCUGAUAUCAUAGAGUUCAUAUUUACUCCUCCUAUUGUGAAAAGUGAAUGUGAUCUGGAGGACCCACGUCAAGAUCCCAUACUUGCUGAACACCCAACUCUCCUGAAAAUGUCUAAACUACAGUCAUUUCAAGAUUUUUUAAAUGAGCGUUUAACGGCGUUUGCUGCUGUGGAGAUUUCUGGGGCAUUUGCGAAAGCAGUAGCGGAGUACCAGGAAGAGAAUGAUCUGCUACGGAGACUGCUGCGGAUCACACCGGAGAUUAAACUUUGUAGAAUGGGUUCGUAUGUAGAUCUACUAGAAUCCCUGCAGCUCUCUGUCUCUGAAGAGGAGGUUCCCCCUGAGCAGCAGCACUGUGAGCAGGAGUGGAGCCCCAGUCUGGGACAGAAGAACCCAGAGACCAAACAGAUUAAAGAGGAACAGGAGGAAGUCAGGACCAGUCAGGAGGAAGAGCAGCUUCAAGGUCUAGAGCCUGAUAUCAUGAAGUUCAUAUUCACUCCUUCCUGUGUGAAAAGUGAAUGUGAUCUGGAGGACCCACUUUGGUCCUUGACUCUUCCCCAAACCCAGACUGUGGAGAACAGAGAGAGAGACUCUAAACCAGUGGAUCUCAAACCUUUUGUCACUGUGAACCACAUUAAGGGUCUCAACAUUCCCUGUGACCCUCCAGAUAAUCAAAAUAAUGCCUCCAGACGCAGCUCAGCCGUAAGCAGCUACACAGUAGAACUUGACAGUAGUCCACCAUUGGAUCCCAGUCCACCAUUUGAAAAACACUGUUCCAAACCCAGCACCACAUCUAGAAGAACUCACCACUGCCGUGACUGUGGUGAAACAUUUGCUAAAAAAGCUGACCUGAAGAGACAUGUGACUCUCACCAAGAACAGACCCAGUGAAUGUCGGUUCUGCAAGAAAAGUUUCAACUCCACCUGUAAACUGAAGGCCCAUGUCCGACUCUGUCACAGUGGGAAACCCUGUGUCUGCCCUGUUUGUGGAAUGACCUUCAAACAAAAAGGAGCUCUGUCCAAUCACAUGAGAAUUCACACAGGAGAGAAACCAUUUAGCUGCAGUGACUGUGGGAAAAGCUUCAAUCGGAAGAUGAGCCUAACUGAACAUAAACUGACUCACACAGGAGAGAAACCAUUUAGCUGUGGUGACUGUGGGAAAAGCUUCAAUCGGAUGGGGCACCUAAACAUGCACAAAGUGACUCACACAGGAGAGAAACCAUUUAGCUGUGUUGAUUGCGGGAAAAGCUUCAAUCGAAAGGGGCACCUAACCAUGCACAAACUGAUUCACACAGGAGAGAAACCAUUUAGCUGUGAUGACUGUGGGAAAAGCUUCAAUCGGAAGGGGCACCUAACCAUGCACAAUCUGACUCACACAGGAGAGAAACCAUUUACCUGUGGUGACUGUGGGAAAAGCUUCAAUCGGAAGGGGCACCUAACCAUGCACAAAGUGACUCACACAGGAGAGAAAGCAUUUAGCUGUUGUGACUGUGGGAAAAGCUUCAAUCAGAAAGGGGACCUAAGGAGGCACAAACUAAUUCACACAGGAGAGAAACACCAUGGCUGCUCAGUCUGUGGUAAAAGAUUCACUCAGAAGACGAAUCUGCUGAGGCAUGUGGAUAAAGUCCACAAAGGAAAGAAACAGGACAGAAACAACACGGAAGUAGGAUUGGUAACGAGUUUUUAUUGUUCCUUGUGUGCAGUAAAGAAAGACAUACUUACUAAACUAAAUAGGCUACCCAUCUCUAAUUUUAUUAAAAUGUCUAAACUACAGAUGUUGUGUGUGUUUUUAAAUGAGCGUUUAUCGGCGGCUGCUGUGGAUAUUUUUGGUGCAGUUGAGAAAACGGUAGGAGAAUACCAGGAGGAGAAUGAUCGGCUACGGAGACUGCUGCGGAGGACACCGGAGACACAACUAUGUCGAAUAGAACCCGUGCAGCUCUCUGUCUCUGAAGAGGAGGUUCCCCCUGAGCAGCAGCACUGUGAGCAGGAGUGGAGCCCCAGUCUGGGACAGAAGGACCCAGAGACCAAACAGAUUAAAGAGGAACAGGACGAAGUCAGGACCAAUCAGGAGGAAGAGCAGCUUCAAGGGGUGGAGCCUGAUAUCAUAGAGUUCAUAUUUACUCCUCCUAUUGUGAAAAGUGAAUGUGAUCUGGAGGACCCACGUCAAGAUCCCAUACUUGCUGAACACCCAACUCUCCUGAAAAUGUCUAAACUACAGUCAUUUCAAGAAUUUUUAAAUGAGCGUUUAACAGCGUUUGCUGCUGUGGAGAUUUCUGGGGCAUUUGCUAAAAUGAUAGUGGAGUACCAGGAGGAGAAUGAUCGGCUACGGAGACUGCUGCAGAGGACACCAGAGAUACAGCUAUGUAGAAUAGACUCCCUGCAGCUUUCUGUCUCUGAAGAGGAGGUUCCCCCUGAGCAGCAGCACUGUGAGCAGGAGUGGAGCCCCAGUCUGGGGCAGAAGGACCCAGAGACCAAACAGAUUAAAGAGGAACAGGAGGAAGUCAGGACCAAUCAGGAGGAAGAGAAGCUUCAAGGGGUGGAGCCUGAUAUCAUAGGGUUCAUAUUCUCUCCUUCCUGUGUGAAAAGUGAAUGUGAUCAGGAGGACCAAACCCAGACUGAGGAGAACAGAGAGAGAGACUCUAAACUAGUGGAUCUCAAACGUUCUGGCACUGUGACCCACCUAAAGGGUCUCUACAUUCCCUGUGACCCUCCAGAUAAUCAAAACUAUGCCUCCAGCCGCAGCUCAGCCGUAAGCAGGGACACAGUAGGACUUGACAGUAGUCCACCAUUGGAUCGAAACCCACCAAUGGGGGAACAUUGUUCCAAACCCAGCACCACGCCUAGAAAAACUCACAGCUGCCGUGACUGUGGUGAAAUGUUUGCUCUGAAAGCUGACCUGCAGAGACAUGUGACUCUCACCAAGAAGAGACCCAGUGAAUGUCGGUUCUGCAAGAAACGCUACAACUCCACCUGUAAACUGAAGGCCCACGUCCGACUCUGUCACAGUGGUAAACCCUGCACCUGCCCUGUUUGUGGAAAGAUCUUCAAACAAAAAGGGCAUCUGUCCAGGCACAUGAGGAUUCACACAGGAGAGAAACCAUUCAGUUGUGGUGACUGUGGGAAAAGCUUCCGUCUGAAGGGGCAUCUAACCAGGCACAAACUGAUUCACACAGGGGAAAAUCCAUUUAGCUGUGGUGAUUGUGGGAAAAGAUUCAGUCUCAAGCAGCAUCUCACCAGGCACAAACUGAUUCACACAGGAGAGAAACCUUUUAGCUGUGGCGACUGCGGGAAAAGCUUCAAUCUCAAGAAGACACUAACUGAACAUAUACGGACUCACACAGGAGAGAAACCUUUUAGCUGUGGUGAUUGUGGAAAAAGCUUUAGUGUCAAGAAGACACUAAUUGAACAUAUACGGACUCACACAGGAGAGAAGCCAUAUAGCUGUGGUGACUGUGGGAAAAGCUUCAGUGUCAAUAGGAACCUAACUAAGCACAAACUGACUCACACAGGAGAGAAACAACAUGGCUGCUCAGUCUGUGGUAAAAGAUUCAUUCAGAAGACUAAUCUGCUGAGGCAUGUCAAAAACAACCACAAAGAAUGAAAACAAGACAAAGGAACAAAGAAAGUAAAUGAGGACAUAGACACAGAGAAGGGACUAAGAGAGUAUUGAGAUACACCCAAGAUCCCCUGUGGACCAACUGAGGACAUAGACACAGAGAGGGGACUAAGAGAGUAUUGAGAUACACCCAAGAUCCCCUGUGGACCAACUGAGGACAUAGACACAGAGAGGGGACUAAGAGAGUAUUGAGAUACACCCAAUAUCCCCUGUGGACCAACUGAGGACAUAGACACAGAGUGGGGACUAAGAGAGUAUUGAGAUACACCCAAGAUCCCCUGUGGACCAACUGAGGACAUAGACACAGAGUGGGGACUAAGAGAGUAUUGAGAUACACCCAAGAUCCCCUGUGGACCAACUGAGGACAUAGACACAGAGUGGGGACUAAGAGAGUAUUGAGAUACACCCAAGAUCCCCUGUGGACCAACUCUAACUGGUUCUCCUGAUCCUGCUCAGUCCAAUAUCACAGUAAUUAUAUAAUGUGGCUGUUGUCUGAACAGGUAAUGUUGCUGCUCUUUGUGUAGGAAAUGGACAAUCUGCAGUUCAGACAACCACCAGUUUUUAGGUGAACAACUGGGAGAUGGUGUUGGAGAGUUGUAAACACUCACAUUCAUAGACGGAUAUCAAAUUUGCCUGUUGCGACUUCGUUCCUUAAAGGAAGCAUCAGAGGUGUUCUCUACAAUGCAAGAUUUAGUCAGCUAGAGAUUUAGUCAGCUAGAGAUUUAGUCAGCUAGAGAUUUAGUCAGCUAGAGAUUUAGCCAGCUAGAGAUUUAGUCAGCUGGAGAUUUAGUCAGCUAGAGAUUUAGUCAGCUGGAAAUUUAGUCAGCUGGAAAUGUAGUCAGCUAGAGAUUUAGUCAGCUAGUUAACUAAAUAAACGUUGUAUGGAGAAAGAGAGAAACACCAAAUGGGCGAGGUCUAAUUGACUCAACGACCAAACAACGUAAGUAAGUGUAGAUUUCUUAAUGAACCAGAGGAUCUCUAGGUAUUUCUGGUUGAUUGUCAAAGUGAUCUGUUUCAUUGACCCCCCUCUGCAGUUCAAACAAGAACAAAGUGGGAAACCUGCCACUGUUUUGGUAAACAACUGAGGGAAAGGGUUGGAGAAAUGUAAAUAUUCAGACACAUCUUUGGAUGCCAGGACUGAUCACCCAUGAGAUCAAAAUAAUAGUUUUAAACAUAUUAUGUGGCUAUGCAGUGUUUGGUUGACAUUUUAGGUUCAUAUGUUUUGUGUUCUGAUGGGGGGUAUGACUGUCCAAAGUCCAAAAUUCGAUGUACCAAUCACAGAUUGCCCCUUAAAACCCCCUAGAGUUGAUUGACAGUUACAUCACAGGGCGACGUCAUUUUGAAUAUAGAAUAUCUCCCUGUGUAUUUAUUAUCGUGGUUGCUGCUCAAUCCCCUUUCCUCUUUCCGCCGACAUGAAGUGUGCAGCUAUUCAAUAACACGGAUCGUGAAAGAGGCCUUUUUCUACACAGGAGAAGCUCUGGACAAGAAAAUAUUCACAGAAUCAUGUGUUUUAAAAAUCCCAAACCGUUGGUGCUACAAACUAAUGUCACCAAUGUCGAAAAGGAGAGACUUUGUUUGGUUGGCUCUAUGACAUCUACAAGUUUUAAGUGUCCUCUGAACUCUGUCACGGACUACGUCGUUUCCAAGGGGUGUCACAAAAACCGACUGUCCCGACCAAACCGUUGGUGCUACAAACAAAUGUCACCAAUAUUCAGUGGUGUAAAGUACUUAGAUAAAAGUACUUUAAAGUAUUAAUUCAGUUUUUUUUUUUUUGGGGGGGGUAUCUGUACUUAGAUAAAAGUACUUUAAAGUAUUUAUUCAGUUUUUUGGGGGGGGGGUAUCUGUACUUAACUUUACUAUUUAUAUUUUUUGACAACUUUUACUUCACUACAUUCCUAAUGAAAAUAAUGUUCAAAUUCACGCACUUAUCAAGAGAACACGUGGUCAUCCCUACUGCCUCUGAUCUGGCAGACUCACUAAAUAUAAAUGCGUUGUUUGUAAAUAAUGUGGGAGUGUCGGAGUGUGGGAGUGUCGGAGUGUGGGAGUGUCAGAGUGUGGGAGUGUCGGAGUGUGGGAGUAUCGGGGUGUGGGAGUGUCGGGGUGUGGGAGUGUCGGAGUGUCGGGGUGUGGGAGUGUGGGAGUGUCAGAGUGUGGGAGUGUUGGGGUGUCGGAGUGUACCCGUGACUAUCCGUAAAUUUUUUAAACUAGGAAAUGGUGUCGUCUGCUUUGCUUAGUAAAAGGAAUUUGAAAUGAUUUAUACUUUUACCUUUGAUACGUAAGUAUAUUUAGAACCAAAUACUUUUACUUUUACUCAAGUGGUAUUUUACUGGGUGACUUUCACUUUUUACUUGAGUCAUUUUCUAUCAAGGUAUCUUUACUUUUACUCAAGUAUGACAACUGGGUAUUUUUUCCACCUCUGCCAAUAUUGAAAACUCACGAAUGCGAAGGUGUCGGUUGUUGUGCUUUACAACAAGCUCCAGAGGAGUCGUCUGAAGGUAACCCAGGUAACCCAGGUAACCCAGUACCAGGCUGUAUAAUGUGUAAAAAUCAAGAAAAACCCAUGAAUGAGUAGGCGUGUCCAAACGUUUGACCUGUACUGUAUAUACACACACAUACGUAUUCAGACCCCUCAACUUUCUCCACAUUCUGUUACGUUACAGCCUUAUUCUAAAAUGGUUUUAAAUAGAUGUAUUUUCUCACACAAUACCCCAUAAUGACAUCACAAUACCCCAUAAUGACAUCACAAUACCCCACAAUGACAUCACAAUACCCCAUAAUGACAUCACAAUACCCCACAAUGACAUCACAAUACCCCACAAUGACAUCACAAUACCCCACAAUGAGAUCACAAUACCCCAUAAUGACAUCACAAUACCCCACAAUGACAUCACAAUACCCCAUAAUGACAUCACAAUAUCCCACAAUGACAAAGCAAAAAUAGGUUUAGACAUUUUUGCAAAUGUAUAAAUACCUUAUUUACAUAAGUAUUCCGACCCUUUGCUAUGAGACGUAACAUUGAGGUGUAUCCUGUUUCUAUUGAUCAGCCUUGAGAGGUUUCUACUACUUGGUUUGAGUCCACCUGUGGUAAAUUCAACUGUUUGGACAUGAUUUGGAAAGGCACACACCUAUCUACAGUACCAGUCAAAAGUUUGGACACACCUACUCAUUGAAGGGUUUUUCUUUAUUUCACGAACCGGCUCAAAGCCCGUAACAAAGGGAGACAACGUCCCAAAUUGACACAGCCUCUGCGUCCCAAAUUGACACAGCCUCUGCGUCCCAAAUUGACACAGCCUCUGCGUCCCAAAUUGACGAGGGGUUAUGUAUUCACACCUCUACCUGCACCAACCAACCUCCUCCCCAGACCUCAGCAACCUUUGCGCAUAGGAAGCAAUAUUUAAGAGGAAAGAAAACAAGACCAGGAGGGAACAGACAGGAAAGAUAGACGACAACCCCAACCAAUGGUCAGUCACGUAACAUGGCACAAAAGACCACAACAGCUACAAACUCCAACGAAACGAACAUCAGGGUCCUUAAUUUUUACAACUCCCAACGAUUCAUAGUCACUUCCAACGAUUCAUAGUCACUCCCAACGAUUCAUAGUCACUCCCAACGAUUCAUAGUCACUUCCAACGAUUCAUAGUCACUUCCAACGAUUCAUAGUCACUUCCAACGAUUCAUAGUCACUUCCAACGAUUCAGUCACUCCCAACGAUUCAUAGUCACUCCCAACGAUUCAUAGUCACUCCCAACGAUUCAUAGUCACUUCCAACGAUUCAUAGUCACUUCCAACGAUUCAUAGUCACUUCCAACGAUUCAUAGUCACUCCCAACGAUUCAUAGUCACUUCCAACGAUUCAUAGUCACUUCCAACGAUUCAUAGUCACUUCCAACGAUUCAUAGUCACUUCCAACGAUUCAUAGUCACUUCGCACGAUUCAUAGUCACUUCCAACGAUUCAUAGUCACUUCCAACGAUUCAUAGUCACUUCCAACGAUUCAUAGUCACUUCCAACGAUUCAUAGUCACUUCCAACGAUUCAGUCACUUCCAACGAUUCAUAGUCACUUCCAACGAUUCAUAGUCACUUCCAACGAUUCAUAGUCACUUCCAACGAUUCAUAGUCACUUCCAACGAUUCAUAGUCACUUCCAACGAUUCAUAGUCACUUCCAACGAUUCAUAGUCACUUCCAACGAUUCAUAGUCACUUCCAACGAUUCAUAGUCACUUCCAACGAUUCAUAGUCACUUCCAACGAUUCAUAGUCACUCCCAACGAUUCAUAGUCACUCCCAACGAUUCAUAGUCACUUCCAACGAUUCAUAGUCACUUCCAACGAAACAGAAUCACUAAUUUCAAUCAUUUAACCUUGUAGUGUUCAGCCAUCUUCAACAGCUGUUCUUUAGUACAUAAUUCUAACAGCCCCUCUGAUGGAAAGCGAAUGAACUUGUGUACAUGAGACACCAUAGUCAUAAGUAAAUAAUCUUGCUCAACCCCUCUGCUGAGCACAUCAGACCACAACCAGAGAAAUGACAAUCACCCUGAUCACCACAGAAGAGAGAUGAGAUACGGAGCUUCCCCAAACCUACAAUAACUCAACCCUAGUCUUCGUGCAGAUUUGCAGUGGGAAUUUACGCACUGUAGCCCGCUGGCAAGGAAAAACUCCCCAGCAUGCUGGCAAAUUCCACCAAGCCACGGAUGUGCCCCCGAGACAACUGCUCAGUCCACAGACACCACACAAGAAUAACAAACAUUUAACCAUGCCAAACAUGUCCAAAAAUGAAACACGUCGCGUUGUCGAAACACACAAGCCUAUCAGGGGUAAAAGGCUAUAGCUCCAGGUAGCAAGUUCCACUACCCUACCCAAAUCUCCCACCGAGGUACACAGCCGAUUUACUCACCUCCUCAGACUGACUUCCCAACAGAAAGCAGAACAAGAGUUCAGGCUAGGCAGGGCCUGGAAACUAACCAUUAUCUCUCUCCAACACAGCACACAAACCAAGCAGCAAAAGCAACCAAUACUGGGCCUAUCAAACACAAUAUGCAAACCAAACACGUACCUCCACGGUCUCCCAAACCAAUAGUUCAAAGAUCCCGGAUGAGCCCCCACUUGUCACGAACCGGCUCAAAGCCCGUAACAAAGGGAGACAACGUGGAGAUAAGGAGUAACAAAAUAUAUAUUUAUUAACCAAAGCAACUAAGGAAAAUAUACAAUGGUGUGUGUAAUCAGUAAUCAGUAGUGUAAGUGAGUGUUUUGCAGGCAUGAAUGUGAUAAUGCAGGGUGUUGAAAGGUGCCAAUGCAAACAAACAAAAGGCCACCAAGAACCACAACACAAUCUACAAAGGUGUCUGCAUGGAGAGUCUCCUCCAUGAAUGUGGAAGAGGUCUAUUUAUCCUGGGACACACCUGGCCCAGGUGUUUCCCAUGUAGCUGACGACCCUCCCCAACUCCGCCCACCGGCAUCCUAACAAGGAAACAAGAACAAAGACAGAAUACGGCAGACAGAGUGGGAGGGUUGUCACAUUUAUUUUCACUAUUUUCUACAUUGUAGAAUAAUAGCGACAUACCUGACCUGUGCAGCGACAUACUCAACCCAAAUGAAAUGGUUUUGGAUGAGUUGGAGAGCGGAGUGAAGGAAAAGCAGCCAACAAGUGCUCAGCACAUGUAGGAACACCUUCAAGACUGUUGGAAAAGCAUUCCAGGUGAAGCUGGUUGAGAGAAUGCCAAGAGUGUGCAAAGCUGUCAUCAAGGCAAAAGGUGGCUACUUUGAAGAAUCUCAUCUCAACUGUAUUUUGAUUUGUUUAAAACUUUUUUUGGUUUGCUACGUGAUUUCAUAUGCAUUAUUUCAUAGUUUUGAUUCUACAAUGUAGAAAAUAGUAAAAAUGUAGAGAAACCCUUGAAUGAGUAGGUGUGUCCAAACCUUUGACUGGUACUGUAUAUAAGGUCCCACAGGUGCAUGCCAGAGCAAAAACCAAGCCAUGAGGUUGAAGAAAUUGUCUGUAGAGCUCCGAGACAGAAUUGUGUCGAGGCACAGAUCUGGGGAAGGGUGCCAAAACAUUUCUGCAGCAUUGAAGGUCCACAAGAACACAGUGGCCUCCAUUAUUAUUAAAUGGAAGAAGUUUGGAACCACCAAGACUCUUCAUAGAGCUAGUUUCACGGCCAAACUGAGCAAUCGGGUGAGAAGGGCCUUGGUCAGGGAGGUGUCGAAGAAACCGAUGGUCACUCUGACAGAGCUCCAGAGUUCCUCUACGGAGAUGAGAGAACCUUCCAGAAGGACAACCAUCUCUGCAGCACUCCACCAAUCCGGCCUUUAUGGUAGAGUAGCCAGACGGAAGCCACUCCUCAGUAAAAGGCACAUGACAUGAUAGUCCACUUGGAGUUUGUCAAAAGACACGUAAAGGACUCUCAGACCAUGAGAAACAAGAUUCUCUGGUCUGAUAAAACCAAGAUUGAACUCUUUGGCCUGAAUGCCAAGUGUCAUGUCUGGAGGAAACCUGGUACCAUCCCUACGGUGAAGCUUGGUGGUGGCAGCAUUAUGCUGUGGGGAUGUUUUUCAGCAGCAGGGACUGGGAGACUAGUACAGUGAGAUCCUUGAUGAAAACCUGCUCCAGAGCACAGGGGAAAAGGUUCACCUUCCAACAGGACCCUAAACACACAGCCAAGAUAAUGCAGAGGUGGCUUCGGGACAAGUCUCUGAAUGUCCUUGAGGGGCCCAACCAGAGCCCGGACUUGAACCUGAUCGAACAUCUCUGGAGAGACCUGAAAAUAGCUGUGCAGCAACGCUCCCCAUCCAACCAGACAGGGCUUGAGAGGUUCUGCAGAGAAGAAUGGGAGAAACUCCCCAAAUACAGGUGUGACAAGCUUGUAGCGUUAUACCCAAGAAGACUCGAGGCUGUAAUCGCUGCCAACGAUGCUUCAGCAAAGUACUGAGUAAAGGGUCUGAAUACUUAUGUUACGGAUACCAGUAUCCUGUGUGUGUAUCCUGUGUUCUUUUCUCUCCUUCUCCCCUCACAGGUGAAAAUCAUCACUCCCCAAUCAGUCACCAAUCCAAUCAUCAAUCAGAAGACACACCUCCUCCUGUUUCCGACCCUAUCACAGUUCCUUUCCCUUGGUUUAAAAACCCUGUCAGUUGUUUGCUGUAGAGCUCUAUCUCUCUGUAAAUGCCAUGUCUGUAGAUCUCUCUGUUUCACUCUCUUUAUGUAUUGAGCUAUCUUUUGUUUGAGCACUUUGUCAUCACCUGUGAGUAUUGUUUUGGUUAUGGUGUUUGUGUUUGAUUGCUGGUGGGAAAAGAGGAAACCAAGACAAGUCGCCCAUGGGCAUACACUACCCGUAGGUAGACUUUGUUAAAUACACUAGUUAGAACUGGGCGGACCACCCACUGUAUUUUUGGUUAGUUAGUUAGCUGUUGUUAAAGUAGGCUAGUCUAGCUUAGGGGUGGUUUUGAAUACUUAUUGUUUCUUUCCUUGGGUCCAGCUCAGCCCCUUUUCCUGCUCCCCCCAUUACCGUGUGUUUAUUAAUAAACCUUGAG
Molecule: messenger RNA, 13452 nt
Organism: Oncorhynchus masou masou (cherry salmon)
Lineage: Eukaryota; Metazoa; Chordata; Actinopteri; Salmoniformes; Salmonidae
Exons: 6
Coding region: 1987-5919 (1310 amino acids)
Biological process (GO): regulation of transcription by RNA polymerase II
Molecular function (GO): DNA-binding transcription factor activity, RNA polymerase II-specific; RNA polymerase II cis-regulatory region sequence-specific DNA binding
Source: RefSeq, a predicted model, not a curated record